Brassica rapa (field mustard) is the source of this 1850-nucleotide messenger RNA. RefSeq names its product kunitz trypsin inhibitor 2. NCBI's taxonomy places the organism in Eukaryota, Viridiplantae, Streptophyta, Magnoliopsida, Brassicales, Brassicaceae. Gene Ontology annotation, molecular function: endopeptidase inhibitor activity. The record is from RefSeq and is a predicted model, not a curated record.
UUAGGCUUUAGUGAUUAUUUUUAGGGUUUAGUACCAAGGGGUUGGGGUUGGGUUUAGAAAUGUUUUAUAAAUAUUUAGAAAAAUUAGCUUAGUGCUAUUUUAUCACAAAUUUAGGUUAUUUAUGAAAAUAUUCAAGCUAUUUAUGAAAAUAUUCAUUCAUUAAUGGUGAAUUUGAAAAGUAGUAACAAACCGGUGGUAGAAUUGAAAUUUUUCCUAAAUUUUGAUAUUAAUUUAAUAUACUACUUUUCAAUUAAAUUUUUUACCUUUAACCAAUAAGAUUUUCCAAUUUAAAAUUUUGUAUCACAUGAUUUAAAAUAUGCUAUCACUGAACUAUAAAAUUAUUGUGUUUUAAAAUGCUAUAUUAAACAAUUAGUAAUAUGGUAAAUAUUACAAUAAAUCAUGAAUUAUUUUACAUUAACAUUUUAGGUUAUAUUUGGCAAAUCUCAAUUUUUAUUUUAUCAAUAAAACCUUAAUUCAAUAGUAAAGUCUGUUAUAAUAUUAAUUUUAUGUAGUGAGGAAUCUCAUUUAAAAUACAAUGGAGGUGCUCUUAUGUCUUUUUUUUUUUGCAAGUGCUCUUAUGUCCUAGAAAUUGUUUUCUCGUUGAAAUAUUGUUACUAUGCUGUAUUAAAUUGACAGAAAAGUUGUUGGCAGAAAGAAAAGCAGAUUUAGAGAAUCAUUCAUCAUUGGUUUUAUGAUUUUAUCAUUCGUAGCUUUCUGUUUGAAAUGUUGUCUUAGUUCCCAUUCAUUUGAUCAUCCUUUACAGUGGGCCGUUUUGUUAGUUACAGUGGACCAUUUUGCAUGUUCCUCGUGCUGAAAAUCAAAGUUUGAGUCGGUUACUGAUGUAUCAGAACUGAUGUGGUAAUGUAUUUAUUAUAGAAAUGAGAGACUAGUCUUUUCUUUUUACUGUCACACGCGGUUAUAAAUUUUAACUGCGGAAAUGUCCUAUUAUAAAUAUAGGUGGCAAUGUGCCUGAUCUCUGCAACACAAGUACACAACUCAAAAGUAAACAAAUUAAAAAAACUCAUCAAACCCUAAACACAAAUAUUAAUCAUAAUGAUGUCAUCAUUUCCAUUGGUCUCCUUUCUCAUCACCCUCAUGUUGGCUGCAGCUGUAUGCACCCAGGGAUACGAACCUGCGCUGGAUACGGCCGAAAAUCCAAUUCUAACGAGUGCACAAUACCUGAUCCAACCGUACUCCCCGAGGAGUAACGGAGGUGGUCUCCUCCCAGUCCCUGUUAAACUACUUCCCCUUUGUCCACUUGGCAUCAGCCAAUCCUCGGUUACAGCCUUACCUGGCCUACCGGUUAGCUUCUCAUAUCCAUACCCGCUCAUGGACACCUAUGUUAACGAAGGGCAAGCUGUAAAUAUCGAGUUUAGGUCGGAAGCAUGGCCGGGCUGCGAAGAGUUUUCCAAGUACUGGGAAGUAGAUGAAUCCUCAUCGGCUUCCGAGGAGCCUGCGAUUCUCGUCGGUGGUAAGAAGCGGGAACGAAACAGCUGGUUUAGAAUUGAGAGAAAAGAAAAUUUUGUAGGAGGAAAUGCUUACAAGUUGACCACCUUAGCCGGAACCAUUGGAACCAUCCCAGGGCCUUGGGAAAAUGCACCACAACUAGUUCUCACCAAUGAUACUGCUAAGACCUUCCUCGUCAAAUUCCACAAAGUUCAUGGUGAUACUACGGCUACUACAUCUACUUCACGUCUGGAGAAGUUAGGUCUAGGGAUGUUCCCAUUCUACUAGUCAACAAGCUAAGAAUCAUGUAAUGUAAAGCCUGGCCUAAAGUAAUGGGUUGAGAUAAUACCCUCAUGCAUGUACCUGAAUUUCCAUAAAUAAAACAAAACUAUGUUUGCCAAAAA